AUGGAGUGGUCAACCAUACAAAGUCUUCUGCUCUUCGUCGCGCCGCUCCUUCUCCCUCGCGCUCUCGCGAUAAUCCGGUCUCUGCGCAACCCGAGGCCGAAUCCACGUGGUCCACCUCCAGCCAAGCCUUUACCUCGAGUCACGUCUCUGACCUUACUCCUACUGCUGCUUUCCGCCUCCGCCUUCUUCCUCUCAACAUUGCCGACGCUUCACCCAGAGAACAUCUUCCGAUUGACCCACUCCCGCCUCCAAACCUCAUCCGGCGUCCUCCAAACCCGACUCGCGGCCCUACGCGCCCUGACCCCCGACGACCACGCCCUCCGCCGAAUCUUCGACUCCACCCCCAAGAUCGACCCGCGGCUUCUCUACGCACAAUUCGGACCUCGAGACCUCAUCGACGCCUUCCCUCUCCUCAUCACCCAGACCCCCAACGGCGAAACCCUCGCUCGGGAUGCCGGCACCACCCUCCUCUACUUCGCCCUCCCAUCCCAUCUCCUCCCGCACAUCGCCCACCUCCUCGUGAUCGGGAUCGCCACCUCGACCACCCUCGCCGGCAGCGCCGCCGCCCGCUGGCGUUCCGCCGCCAUCAUCGCCAGCCUGACCCUCUGCGCCGCCGAGAUCUACCUCCUGGCGACCUACGACGACGGCGCGAACCGCACCGCCACACGGAUCAGCGAGACGGACUUUCUGCACUGGAAACUGCUGCUGGGACGGGGUCUCGGCGGGACGGCCAUCGACGCGCUGCUCGGCUGGGCGAUCUACGCGGGGACCACCGGCCGCGGAGGACCGGACUUCCUGACCUCGCUCGCGCGGACGCCCGAGUCGCCCGAGGCGCGGCUCGCGCAGCACGGCGCGCAGCUGGAGAACGCCCUGCGGAAGAUUCAGGGCCUGGGCGUGCUCCGGAACGCGCUCGUGCGCGACCCCCCCGCGAGGGAGAGGAGCGAGAGGUAUUGGGUGCAGGAGGGCGAGGUCAUGAAGGACGUGUUCGAGACGCGGGAGGUGGUGGAGGCGUUGAGGGGUGCGCUGGGCAGGACGGAUGUCGCGAGGGUGGGCCGCGAUGCGGAUGAGUUUGUGGAUGGGGUUCUGGCGCCGAUGAGGCGGUGA
Molecule: messenger RNA, 1104 nt
Organism: Dissoconium aciculare CBS 342.82
Lineage: Eukaryota; Fungi; Ascomycota; Dothideomycetes; Mycosphaerellales; Dissoconiaceae
Exons: 2
Coding region: 1-1104 (367 amino acids)
Source: RefSeq, a predicted model, not a curated record